CGCGCUUUUCCUCGCUAAAGGCAUGUUUUCGGUGAGGUGUAUCCUUAUCAGUGCUCUCCUAACAGGAACCGUUAAAGGCUAUGGCAGCAAAAUAUUCAACGUGAGUUUAAACGGGGACGCAUCGAUUAAUUUGCAUUGGUCGAUAAAUUAUGUCGCCGAAACGGUGCGAUUCGAGGUUCACCUGCCGUCGAAUUUCGGCUGGUUCGGCGUCGGAUUUUCCGAUCGCGGGGACGCCUUCCCCGCCGACUAUUGCCUCCUCUGGAAGGACCUCAAAGGGAAAAUCCACAUGCAGGACACCCACGCUUCGGAUAUCGGAAUCUUGCGAUUGGACAACCAGCAGGAUUGCGACGAUUUCAAAAUCCAUGAUAAAACAAGCACGACGAAGUUCACCUUCACCCGCAAAUUCGACACUUGCGAUAGAAACGAUUACAUAAUCGAGGGCGGCACCACGCACAUCGUCUGGUUUAAAGGCGAGAAAAAUCUGUACAAAGCGAACGGCAUCAAUGUCACCAGCUCGAACAAAAGAGACCACGGCAUGGUUAGAGUGGAGUUGUUAAAAAACACCGCUGUUAAUCAGGAAUUGCCCGACCACGUGAGAACCUUGGAUAUAUUCGCUAACGAUACCAAAGUUCCAUCGAUCGAAACGACCUACUGGUGCACGGUGGUUAAAUUACCCGAAGAAUUCAAACAGAAGCACCAUAUUUACAAGUAUGAAGCUGUUAUUCCCAGCACCAGCCAAGGAGUAGUCCAUCACAUGGAAGUGUUCCAUUGCUUGGCUCCUGCCGAAAAGGAGAUUCCCCUUUACACUGGGAAUUGUUUCGCGGCGGAAAGACCGCCCGAAACGCAGGUUUGCAAACGGGUUUUGGCCGCUUGGGCGAUGGGCGCCCAGCCAUUCAUUUAUCCAGACGAAGCUAGCCUCCCGUUCGGCGGAGAAGACUUCAACUCUUUCAUCAUGCUGGAAGUCCACUAUAACAAUCCCGAAAUACGAUCCGGUAUAAUCGAUAGCUCGGGAAUCAGGCUAUACGUGUCGAAAGUGCUGAAACAAAUGGACGCGGGAAUCAUCGAAUUAGGUCUGGAAUAUUCCGACAAAAUGGCCAUACCGCCUCGUCAAAGUAGAUUCUCUUUAAGCGGCUACUGCACGCCCGCUUGCACUUCGAUGGGUUUGCCCACAGACGGUAUAACGGUAUUCGGGUCGCAAUUACACACCCAUUUAACCGGCACCAAAGUAAUUACCAGGCACUUCGACGCCCACGGAAGGGAAUUGCCCAAUCUGAACGUGGAUAAACAUUACAGCACCCAUUUCCAGGAGAUUCGCCGGCUGAAAAGGGCCGUGAAAAUCCUACCGGGUGAAUCCCUCAUAACUACGUGCGAUUAUAACACCGAAAAUAGAGAAAACGUAACCCUGGGUGGAUUCAGCAUAUCGGACGAGAUGUGCGUGAAUUACAUACAUUAUUACCCGAGCAGCGAAUUGGAGGUGUGCAAGAGCUCGAUCAGCGAUCAGGCGUUGAAGACCUUCUUCAGAUACAUGAACGAGUGGGAAGGACAGCCGACGUCGCCGAUGAGCGGCGUCUCGGAUAAUUACGGAGCGAUCGAAUGGAAUAGAAUGAGAGUGCAGUUGUUGGACGAGGUGUACGGCGAGGCGCCGUUGAGCAUGCAGUGCAACAUGUCGAGCGGCGACAGGUUUCCUGGGUAUUGGGAAAACGCCGAGAUUCCUGCCGUCGCGACGCCCCUGCCUCCGGCUGCCAGGAAAUGCACCACUAUUAUCAAAUAAUUCAGUAUUUAAUCAGAAGUUGAUGUGUAAUAA
Molecule: messenger RNA, 1804 nt
Organism: Phyllotreta striolata
Lineage: Eukaryota; Metazoa; Arthropoda; Insecta; Coleoptera; Chrysomelidae
Source: the annotation of a GenBank genome assembly